Elgaria multicarinata webbii is the source of this 1532-nucleotide messenger RNA. It is a transcript of the gene PPP2R2C, whose product is annotated as protein phosphatase 2 regulatory subunit Bgamma. Gene Ontology annotation, molecular function: protein binding; protein phosphatase regulator activity. NCBI's taxonomy places the organism in Eukaryota, Metazoa, Chordata, Lepidosauria, Squamata, Anguidae. The record is from RefSeq and is a predicted model, not a curated record. The coding region runs from base 115 to 1455 and encodes 446 amino acids. The transcript has 10 exons. Gene Ontology annotation, cellular component: protein phosphatase type 2A complex; cytosol.
AGUAAUCCUGCUGUAAAUGGGCGAGGACACAGAUACACGGAAAAUUAACCAUGGUUUUCUUCGAGACCACAAUUAUGUGACUGAAGGGCUGGCAUAGUAUGGGCAGUGGCAGCCAUGCAAGCUUCCCCACACUGCCAUGCCAAUAUGUCUCAACCCUCUUCUAACGAAAGCACUUCUGGAGCUGAUGUAAUUUCAACAGUUGAAUUCAACCACACAGGAGAGUUGCUGGCAACAGGGGACAAAGGUGGUCGAGUUGUUAUAUUCCAAAGGGAGCCAGAGAGUAAAAAUGAGUCUUAUAGCCAAGGCGAAUAUAAUGUUUACAGCACUUUCCAGAGCCAUGAACCAGAGUUUGACUAUUUGAAGAGUUUGGAAAUUGAAGAAAAAAUAAACAAGAUAAAGUGGUUGCCACAGCAGAAUGCAGCCCAUUCUCUUCUGUCAACAAAUGAUAAAACUAUUAAAUUGUGGAAGAUUACUGAACGAGAUAAGAAACCUGAGGGGUAUAAUUUAAAAGAUGAAGAAGGAAAGCUUAAAGAUAUUUCUACAGUGACCUCACUUCAGGUGCCUGUGCUGAAGCCCAUGGACUUGAUGGUAGAAGUCAGUCCCAGAAGAAUUUUUUCUAAUGGCCACACCUACCAUGUCAACUCAAUUUCUGUCAAUAGUGACUAUGAGACAUACAUGUCAGCAGAUGAUCUCAGAAUUAACCUUUGGCAUUUAGCAAUUACAGACCGGAGCUUCAACAUUGUAGAUAUAAAACCAGAUAACAUGGAGGAUUUGACAGAAGUUAUUACUUCAUCUGAAUUCCAUCCUCACCAUUGCAAUCUUUUUGUCUACAGCAACAGCAAAGGAUCUUUGAGACUUUGUGACAUGAGGGCAUCAGCUCUCUGUGACAAACAUUUCAAACUUUUUGAAGAACCAGAAGACCCCAGUAGCCGUUCAUUUUUCUCUGAAAUUAUUUCUUCUGUGUCAGAUGUCAAAUUCAGCCACAGUGGACGAUAUAUGUUAGCAAGGGAUUAUCUCACUGUCAAAGUUUGGGAUCUAAACAUGGAGACAAAGCCUAUAGAAAUAUACCAGGUUCAUGACUACCUUAGAAACAAGCUGUGUUCCCUUUAUGAAAAUGACUGCAUCUUUGACAAGUUUGAAUGUGCAUGGAAUGGAACUGACAGUGUCAUUAUGACAGGAGCAUAUAACAACUUCUUUCGAAUGUUUGACCGGAAUUCAAAGCGUGACGUUACUUUAGAGGCCUCCCGAGACAACAGGAAGCCACGAGCAAUUCUCAAACCUCGUAGAGUGUUUAUUGGAGGCAAGAGGAGGAGAGAUGACAUCAGUGUUGAUAGUUUGGAUUUUACCAGGAAGAUCUUGCACACAGCAUGGCACCCAACUGAGAAUAUCAUUGCUAUUGCAGCCACAAACAACCUGUACAUUUUUCAAGAUAAAAUGAAUUCUGAAAUUCACUAGGAUUCCUCUUUAUAAACAAGUCCUUGGAGAGGUGAUAGGUAUGAUCAUUGCUCCAGUUGUGAUAUUAAAUCUUUUAU